Paramisgurnus dabryanus is the source of this 1971-nucleotide messenger RNA. NCBI's taxonomy places the organism in Eukaryota, Metazoa, Chordata, Actinopteri, Cypriniformes, Cobitidae. The record is from RefSeq and is a predicted model, not a curated record.
CCAGCUGGAUAACAAUAAACUGGAUUAAUUUACCCUUCAUUUGUCCUCGAAUUAAAGAAUUAUCAACAAAGCGUCAUGUCCUCGUCCACAGAGAUGACUGCCACCACGCAAAUCACUCCUGAGGUUCUCCAGAAACUCCUGGAGUAUUAUAACCUCUCCCGACAGGAAUUCAUUCACACCUACAACAUUCAGCCUCUGGUUUACAUCCCUGAACUCCCAACUGGAGCUAAAACCACGUUUGUCGUGAUGUAUGUGAUUAUUUUUCUUCUGGCGCUGGUUGGGAACAGUUUGGUGGUUUAUAUCGUGGUGCGUAAAGGCGCGACGCAAACAGCCACGAAUGUGUUCAUCUGCUCUCUGGCUGUCAGCGAUCUGCUCAUCACAUUCUUCUGUAUCCCAUUCACACUCCUGCAAAACAUCUCUUCAGAGUGGCUUGGAGGUGUUCUGGUGUGUAAGACGGUUCCUUUUGUACAGACAACAGCCAUUGUGACGGGCAUCCUCACCAUGACCUGCAUCGCCAUCGAGAGAUAUCAGGGCAUCGUUUAUCCUCUCAAAAUGAAAAGGCAGUACACUCCUAAACGCGCAUACAAAACUUUAGGGCUGGUGUGGAUAGCAGCGGUCAUGGUCGGAUCUCCGAUGCUGUUUGUGCAACAAUUAGAGGUGAAGUAUGAUUUUCUGUAUGACCUUCAUCACGUGUGCUGUCAGGAGCGCUGGCGGUCUCUUCUGCAUCGGCAGCUUUACAGCACCUUCAUCAUGGUGGCUCUGUUUCUGCUGCCGUUGGCUGCUAUGCUCUUCCUCUACAGUCGCAUCGGCAUCGAGCUCUGGAUCCGCAAACGUGUGGGAGACUCGUCUGUCCUCAGCACCAUGAACAACAGAGAGAUCAACAAAAUCUCUAAGAAGAAGAAACGUGCAGUUAAAAUGAUGGUCACCAUUGUCCUGCUCUUCACCAUCUGCUGGGCUCCGUUUCAUAUCGUCCAUAUGCUCUUCGAGUACAAUGAUCUGGAGAAAAACUACGAUGAGGUGACCAUCAACAUGAUCAUCGCUGUAGUUCAGGCCAUCGGCUUCUCCAACUCUUUCAACAAUCCAAUCGUUUACGCCUUCAUGAACGAGAACUUUAAAAAGAACUGCGUCGCCACGCUUUCAGUGUACCUGCGUCGACCCGGUCGCCAGGACGGCCCCAGAGACAGACCGAACAUCAGCGUGCACUUCUCCAAACAUCUGAAAACUGAUGUGUUUAGUACCAACACAACCAGCAGAAACCGUGCUGAUCUUGACACACCUCAGAACAGAGUGCUGUUGAACCCAUCGCACGGAGAUCUGCAAAUAUCCACAGCGUUCACAGAGCAGAAAGUCAACAUCACCUCACGCUCGACACAACUCCCGUCGAGCAGCUCCUGUGUGAAAUAACAGACUGAGAGGACAAGAACAUAUUGUUACCUGACAUGACAUCUGACCGAGGGUGAAGACGUGUUCAUCGCCACAGAAAGAAGCGUCAGACCGAAGGUUACAUCUCUGUCGGAUGAGUUUACGGUCCUUGACAGAUCUAUCAUCUUUCAAGUGCUGUUCAAACAUAAACCUCAUGUGAAGAAAACUAACAACAAUGAGAGCGGCCUAAGAAAUAACCAGGGUCAAAUUACAACACAAACUAUAAUUACAAUCUUGAACAAACUCGACAUCAGAACAAUGACAGCUAGAAUUCACCCAAAGCAUUGAGUUUACAGUUUCUUGAAAAGAAAAUCAUUCAGUUGCUCACUAGAAUAAAACCAGCGGGAGAGAAAAUCCUCAAUUAAUAGUUUAUAACUGAUGACAUGAAUAUUUGUGAUAAUAAACUAGCUGAAUGUAGGGGAGAGCGGGGCUCAAUCUAACGCUUUUUAGCUUUGGCUCUAUCAUUUAAAAAAAAUUUAAGUUAGAUGAAUUAUUUUUUUUACACAAUCAACACACACAUCUCUGCUACAAAUGAACACUUGGGGUGAU